CUCCAACACCACAUUUCCCACACGCACAGUCGAGCGCAGACAUUCGCGUGGAGGAGUUGUCUUGUGUGUGUGUAUGUGUGCAACAACUGCUGUCCGACACACCCACACUCGUGCUUGCUGCGGACUCCUUCUUUUUGUUUGUUUGGUUGGUUGAUGUGUUUGCUUGUGUUUGUGCUCGUGGACCAAACACACACACACAAACAACCCAAACAACCCAAACACACACACACACAAAAUCACACUCCGCAAGUCGCAAUUUGUUUGUUUUGCUUUGUUGCCACCGCCAGUGUUGGUGUGUGUGUGUUGUGCACGCCAGGCAACGCCUCCAGCGUACACGUUUUGCAGUCCUUUUGUGGACGGACAGCCGCCCACAGCUCCCUCCCUUCCCCCCACCUGCCAACCAAUCCGCCUCAUGCUGCGUUGCGUGGGGCUUGCCGUGGCCGCGGUGGCAUUGGUACUGGCCACGGUUGCCGUUGGCCCCGCCCACGCUUCGCACACCCAGGAAAACAACACCUUGUUCAGCUUCCCCAUCAGCGGAAACGAACCAGACAUCGCAUACUACUGGAACGCGGUGCAGGUGCUGACGAAGACAGACAAGAGGCUUGUUGAUGUGGCGUCUGCGCGCCUGUACAUUGAGAUUGACAAUGUGACGUACUCCCGAUCCGUGAUGCUGCAUGGCGGCGACUCUCGCUUCAAGCGCGAGCUAACGCCAGAGACGUGGGAGCUGGAUCGCACGCGCCCGCCCACGUGGAAGAAGUGCCAAGACGGGCCCAGGGCCAUCGGCGGCACGCUGCAUCACGUCACGUACUUUGUCAACGACACAUCCACGGUUGUGCUCACCCGCCGUCGCACCAGCGGGCCAAACGCCCGCAUGGAGGUGUGGGUGUACCACGACUGCAAGUGGUACGACGUCACCAGCAGGUACACGCCCACCGUCGACGCAGCCUUCUUUCCCGCCACCGUGCAGUAUUCACAGACGGAUGGGAACGGGCCUCUCCUGGACGUGGUCGCCAUGUACGGCGGGUGCGCGCACCGCGUGUUCCAGGCCGAGACGUCCCUGCGCGACCGCUGUGUCCGCUUCAACACAGGCAACAACUUCACCCUCUUCAACGUGCGCGCGGUGGUGUACGACUGGGCCGGUGUGCCGCGGCCACCGGAGCUUGCAGGCGACAUCUUCAAGCACGUGCCCAUUGCGCCCACUGCCGGCGGCGGACUUGCCCCAUCGGGAAGGCGCGUGUCCGGAACAACCAUCCACAACGGUUUCAUCUGGUUCUUUGGCGGCGAGAGCGAGGGCGGCGUGCACCACUGCGACCUGUGGCGCAUCAACAUUGCCGGGUGGGAAGGCCAGACUUGGCAAACCAUCCAGACCGUUCCCCUGCAGUGGGAGCUCGUGCAGUCGUGCGACGCACACAGCGUCAUGCUCUCCUUCAGCAACAUUGGCAACACCGUCAUGACGGGCCUGGGCAAGUUUGUGUACAUGCUUGGCUCGGCCAACCUGCCCAAGACCAACGGGCCCCUGAUUGUUCUGGCGUGGGAUACUGAGGAGGAGCGCUUCAUCGUCGUUGCGUCGGAGAAUGUGCAGCGACCCGCCUGGCCCGUCGACUUUUCCCACCUCAACGUCCCAAGAGGUGCCUUUGCAUCGCUGAUCACGGAGCGCGCAACAGGCAUGUUGUUUGGAGAUUUUUCGGGCCUGCGCACGGGCCUGCACAACCCCGUGUGGGAGUUCACCACGUUUAUGAACGACGACGACCCAGACAUGCUGUUUGUGCCCGUGCCCAACAUCAACCGGCCCACGCCAAAGGUCGGCCACACCUUCAACCGCCUGCCCUCCCAGGACCUGAUCAUUUUUGGUGGCUCUGACGGGCGCAUCACAAACGAGGCAUGGCUGUUCAACCUCAACCCAGAAGAGGCACAAUGGACCUAUCUUCCACCCGUUCCCAAACGCGAGCAGCCAGAUCCCCGCAUGUACCACGCAGCCGCCAUUGUCGGCAACGGCCUGGUUGUCUUUGGCGGAACAGAUGCCCUCGAAACGGCGACGUUUAGCGAUUUCUGGUUCCUGCGCGUCACGCCCGAGCGCAAGGCCCUGUGGACACAGCUGCAGCCCAUGUCGGACUCGCACAGCUGGAACGGCACGGCGGGCGCAUCGUACACGUGCCGCACCGCCACGACCACCAUUGGCCCACCGCCGGGCCACGAGCGGGAGGUGCGCUGCUUCUCGUUUGGCGGCCAGCGCGACGGCGUCCCCACCAGUGAGCUCUUCUCCUUCCAGUUUUUCCAACCCCUGGACAACCUUGACGCAAUCCCGCUCGUGCGUGUGCGUGAGGGCGUGUUCUCCAUCAACCCGCGCAACGCCACCACCACCAGCAGCGGCAGCAGCAAGAGCGCUGGGGAUGGCAGCGAUGGUCUGCCGCCCGCGCGUGUGCACGGGAUGGUGAUGCGUGACUCACAGCAGGCGCGGUUUGUCAUGCUCGGUGGGCGCAAGCGGCUGGACGAGAACGCACGCGAGCACGUGCUGGAGGACAUCUGGCUGUUUGAGGUGGGCAGCGUGCGGCUGGAUGACCAGGGCCGCUUCAUUGCCACGGUAACCAACAUGACGCGCCGGCAGAUCCUCGACGCCAACGCCCAGGACGCCGAGUCGUACGUGCCGCCGCCCCCGGGCCAGUACGACAUCCUGUGCCCCAUCAGCGCCAACACGACCACGUCGCCGUGCGAGUCCAACCCCAACAUCUUCUUCCAGCUGGCGUGCUACAUGCCCACGAGCCCCGAGGACCUCAAGUGGAUGUUCUACGGCGGCCGCCACAACACGCAGCUCUCAGACGCCGUGUGGGAGUUUGACUUUGAGCUGUUCCGCUUCACCCAGCUGGAGGUGCGCACGGGCGCGGGCGUCAACGAGCAGGACGAGGCUGCGCGGUGGGGCCACACGUGCUUCUUCCACGCCGACCACAUCAUCGCCUUUGGCGGCAUUGGCAGCAACAACAACUACCUCGGCUCCAUCGUCGCCUUGCAGCCGGAGUGCAACCCCGGCUGGCAGUACGAGGGCGACAGCUUUGCCACGUCCAGCUGCAUCCCCUGUCGCGGGGAGUACUUCUUCCAGGGCGGGCAGUGCCGCGCGUGCCCGCACGACACCAUCAACGAGGGCCGCAUGCUCCUCUCCAGCACAUGCACCCUGUGCGCCAAGCGCCAGCAGGACCGCUGCCACGGCGAGUGCCAGGUGCAGUUUGAGCGGCCCACGUGCGUGUGCUCGGGCCUGCGCUUUGGCGAGCGCUGCCAGUACCCGGUUGUUCCGGUCAUCCUGCUGCCCGUGCUGGCUGCGGUUGCCAUUGGCCACCUCAUCUUUGUGCUGUCGCGGCGCCACCGGCGCAUGGCUGCCAAGAACGAGGUGUUGGAGGCGCUGCUCGACGGCGUGAACGAGGAGCUCGCCUCGCUGGAGAAGGUGUUUGAGAUUGACAUGCAGGACAUCCACCUGAUCAAGCGCAUCGACUCCGACACGCCCGGGGCCAUGGGCGAUGUGUACAAGGCCAAGUACAACGGCAAGGUGGUGGCGGUGAAGAAGCUCAAGGCCAUCCUUGUGGAGGACGGGGAGGACAACAGCUCGCUGCGGGAGUUUCAAGAGGAGACGCUCUUCCUCCGCGGUAUCCGCCACGCCAACAUUGUCUUCUUCUACGGUGCCGGCGUCGACGCCUCUGGUGUUCCCUUUCUCGUCACGGACUUUUGCGAGCGGGGCAGCUUGUCGUCCAUCAUCAACAACAGCGACGCUGCCCUGCCGCUUGGCCGCAAGUUUGGCUUCCUGCUCGAUGCCGCGCGUGGCAUGGCGUUUCUUCACGGUCUGCACCCGCCCCGCGUGCACGGCGACCUGAAGAGCGCAAACCUGCUCGUCACGUGGGACUGGACAGUACAGAUUGCAGACUUUGGCACCAGCUGCCUGUGCGACCAUCUGGAGGAGAAGGCGAGCUCCAACCGCAACUCGAUGCGCGCGCGCACGGGAUCGGAGACGCACAAGGCCGGCGACGAGUGGCAGGCGGACAUUGGGGCGCUGGGGUCCACCCCGCGCUGGGCGGCCCCAGAGGUGCUGGCACGAGACGUGUUCCUGCUGGCGUCGGACGUGUACUCGUACGGCAUGGUGGUGUACGAGCUUGAGGCGCGCCACAUGCCGUUUGUCGACGUGCGCUUCAACAACGAGGUGGAGAACCUCGUGCUGCAGGGUGUGCGCCCCGCCGUCCCGGACACGGCGCACCCGGUCCUGGCCAAGCUGAUGCAGGCGUGCUGGCAGCAGACGGCGACAGAGCGCCCGUCGUUUGCGCGGGUGUACGAGCAGCUGGAGGAAGCCGCGGCCUCCAUCCCUGACGCAAGACGCUCUGUGUCACGGCGGAGGUCCACCGCAAGCUCGCCUGGGUCUGGCCGGAGCAAGAGCGUCCUGCGCCACCGAUCGCAGGGGGCGUCGAGCCUGCUGUCCUCCGUGGCGAGGCGCGUGCGUGCAAGCACGGUUGGGCGCGCGGUGGGCCGAGCCACGUCAUCAAGCAGCAGCUACGAGCGGCUCACAAGCAUGAGCGAAGUGUCAUUACCGCUGACAACGCACCAUGAGCGCAACCGCAGUGGUGGUCAUGGUGGCAGCGAGCAACACGACGAUACUGGGCUGAAUGGCACCUCCUCUGUCGGCGAUGGCACGGAGGAUGCAACGGAACUGCACAUGCCAACAACCCACCAGCGACGUAAUGAUGGUGAUGAUGGUGAUGAUGGUGAUGAUGGUGAUGAUGGUGACGGUGGUGAUGGUGGUGGAGGUGAUACCGCGGUAGUUUCUGUUGGCGACUCAACAUCCGAAUCCACGCUUUAG
Messenger RNA from Salpingoeca rosetta, 4831 nucleotides. RefSeq names its product TKL/DICTY4 protein kinase. Bases 413 to 4831 code for a protein of 1472 amino acids. NCBI's taxonomy places the organism in Eukaryota, Choanoflagellata, Craspedida, Salpingoecidae. Gene Ontology annotation, molecular function: protein kinase activity; protein binding; ATP binding. The record is from RefSeq and is a predicted model, not a curated record. Gene Ontology annotation, biological process: protein phosphorylation. The transcript is spliced from 3 exons.